This is a messenger RNA of Budorcas taxicolor (takin), 1068 nucleotides long. RefSeq names its product paraoxonase 1 (gene PON1). The coding region runs from base 1 to 1068 and encodes 355 amino acids. The record is from RefSeq and is a predicted model, not a curated record. Lineage: Eukaryota; Metazoa; Chordata; Mammalia; Artiodactyla; Bovidae. Gene Ontology annotation, cellular component: extracellular region. Gene Ontology annotation, molecular function: aryldialkylphosphatase activity; arylesterase activity. The transcript is spliced from 9 exons.
AUGGCGAAGCUGUUGGUGCUCACCCUCUUGGGACUGGGGCUGGCCUUCUUCAGGGAUCACCGGUCCUCUUAUCUAGCAAGAAUGAACGCUUCCCGAGAAGUAAAAUCGGUAGAACUUCCUAACUGUAAAUUAAUAAAAGGAAUAGAAACUGGCGCUGAAGACCUGGAGAUACUUCCCAAUGGACUCGCUUUCUUUAGCACCGGAUUACGAUAUCCUGGAGUAAAAAGCUUUGAACCUGAUAAGCCUGGAAAAAUACUUCUGAUGGACAUGAACGAAGAGGAUCCUACAGUGUUGGAACUGAAGAUGACUGGAAGUAACUUUGAUGCGUCUUCAUUUAACCCUCAUGGCAUUAGCACAUUCACAGAUGAAGAUAAUACUGUGUACCUGCUGGUGGUGAGCCAUCCAGAUUUUAAGUCCACAGUUGAGUUGUUUAAAUUUCAAGAAGAAGAAAAGUCGCUUUUGCAUCUGAAAACCAUCAGACAUGAACUUCUGCCUAAUUUGAAUGACCUUGUUGCUGUGGGCCGUGAACACUUCUAUGCCACCAACGAUCACUAUUUUGUGGACCAGUACAUGAGAUCCUGGGAAUUAUAUUUGGGUCUAGCAUGGUCAAAUGUUGUUUACUACAGUCCAGAUGACGUUCGAGUGGUGGCCAGUGGAUUUGAUUUAGCUAAUGGAAUCAGCAUGUCACCUGACCACAAGUAUGUCUAUAUAGCUGAAUUGCUGGCUCAUAAGAUUCACGUGUAUGAAAAGCAUGCUAAUCGGACUUUAACUCCAUUGAAGUCUCUGGACUGUGACACGCUCGUGGAUAACAUAUCCGUGGACCCUGUGACAGGGGACCUGUGGGUUGGCUGCCACCCCAAUGGCUUGAAAAUCUUCUCCUAUGACCCAGAGAAUCCUCCUGGAUCAGAGGUGCUCCAAAUCCAGAAUAUUUUAGCAGAAGAACCCAGAGUUACAGUGGUUUAUGCAGAAGAUGGUAAAGUGUUACAUGGAAGUACGGUUGCUUCUGUGUACAAAGGGAAAAUGCUGGUUGGAACCGUGUUCCAAAAAGCUCUUUACUGUGAGCUCUGA